Messenger RNA from Hippocampus zosterae (dwarf seahorse), 1001 nucleotides. It is a transcript of the gene vamp5, whose product is annotated as vesicle-associated membrane protein 5. The record is from RefSeq and is a predicted model, not a curated record. Gene Ontology annotation, molecular function: syntaxin-1 binding; SNAP receptor activity. The transcript is spliced from 3 exons. NCBI's taxonomy places the organism in Eukaryota, Metazoa, Chordata, Actinopteri, Syngnathiformes, Syngnathidae. The coding region runs from base 294 to 578 and encodes 94 amino acids. Gene Ontology annotation, cellular component: plasma membrane; SNARE complex. Gene Ontology annotation, biological process: vesicle fusion; vesicle-mediated transport; SNARE complex assembly.
AACAUGUCAUAAUUCCCGGGGCUACCUGAACGCAUCUGUUAAACAGCGCCAGAGGACUCGGGUGUCCGAGAACUGCAGCCUGAGCAAAGUUGAAAGAAGCAAACUAUUGAAAAGAAAGCCGAACAGAGGGAAGGGAAAGUCCUCAAACGCAGCGCGACCUUCGUAAAACGCCGAGUCUUCCUUAUGUGUUGCUUCCUGUUCCCAGGGCUGUUAUAAAGCUUCUCGCGAGCAGUAAAUGCAGUCGAUCCGGGACAGCUGCCGCACCACCACAGCCAAACACAGACGCAAGCGAAAUGAAUGGGAAAAGCCGAUUGCAGCAGGCCCAGGAGGAUGCGGAGGAGGUGAAGGACAUCAUGCUGGACAACCUGAACAAGGUGGAUGAGCGAUCUGGAAAACUGGGUGACCUGGAAGACAGAGCUGAUGAGCUGCUAAGAAAGAGUAGAGCCUUUGAAAAGAAAUCCAUCCAGGUGAAGGAAAAAACAAGAUGGAAAAAUAAGAAGGUGAAAAUAGCCUUAAUUGCAGUUGCAGUGGUCGUGGCCCUCAUCAUAGUUGGAAUCAUCAUAUACACUGCAACAUAGCACACUCCUGCCUGCCUGCCUGGAUGGAUAGAUGGACGCAAAGUGAGAGAAUGGGACUGUGCAACCUGAUGUAGACGAAGAUAAAAUGUCUAGGAGCAUUUUGCUUGAAUGGUGAUGUCUGUGCUUGCUCUGCAUGUAAGGUAUAUUUAUGGAACUCUCUGUCAGUCUCGCUCAUUGGUAAGAGAUUAAGGUACCAUUAAUAGCUGCUUCUUUUCUUUUUCCACAAUUUGUUCCAAUUAUCUGGCAUCCAGCCCAUGUUGAAAAGAACGAUGCUAAUUUUGACAACGUUAACCAUAGUUUGUUACGGACCUGUAUCAAUUGUCCACACCUAUGUAGAAAAGAGAUUUUUAUUUUGACCACUGUUUACUGUACUGAGUUUUUGUAAGUUAUCAAGUGACUCCCUGCAUAAAAUGUCAACACCAA